This is a messenger RNA of Astrephomene gubernaculifera, 1978 nucleotides long. The record is from the annotation of a GenBank genome assembly. Lineage: Eukaryota; Viridiplantae; Chlorophyta; Chlorophyceae; Chlamydomonadales; Astrephomenaceae.
UCUACAUCUGAUUCAGCAAUGCGUGGCGGAUCUGCAGCAGCCCGACUCGGGUGUGCACCCGGAUGAGGUGGCUGCGGUCCUCCGGGACCUGGCGCCAGCACCCCUGCUGGCCUGCAUGACGUGCCGGCACCCGCCCAGGGCUGCAUGCAAGGAGCUGGCGAAUCAGGGGGUGCUGCGGGAGUGGAGGUGUCCACAGGCGGGUGCAAGGUACUGCCUCAAUCGGUUGCCUAAUUUGGAUCUAGCCAGGGAGGCCUUCCGUUCUUUGGCGGCCCUAGAGCCUUACGACGAGGCGCGAUUCGGACCCGCCUUGAACAGCGCCUCCACCGCCGCUGCUGCGGCUGCCGCUGCACCCCCGUUGUGGAUAGACGUCGAAAUUGUUAACAACGGAGGCGGCGGUGGGCGCAAAGAGGCGGAGGAGGAGGCAAAGGCGGUGCAACAGCAGGGGGCGCCGCAUGCGAACCACGAGGAGGAAGUGGAAGUGGAGGAGGAGAAGGAGGAGGAGGAGAAAAAGGAGGCAGCAGAUGCCGUGCAGGACGACAGGGGCCUCGGACCGGAUGGUUUCCCCCGGUGGGCUGCAAUUGUCAGUGCACUAGGAGCACAACCUGUGGAAGUGUAUGCGAACGCGGCGCUUGCGGUGCCGGUCAGUGGUGGUAUCAGCGGCAGUGCCGGUGCUGCUGUUGGCGAUGACGGUGGCGGCGAUGCCCCGGCCGCUAAGAGGGCCCGACGUGAGUCGCAGUCGCAGCUGCCACAGCCUGAGGCCCCGCCACUGCGACCCACAGAGCUGGAAGCUGCUAUCCUGCGGCUCUGCGCGGACUACUCUGCCCGUCCGGAUGGCCGUGGUGACCCACGGGUCGCUGACAAAGGCAAAGGCAAAGGCAGGGACCGCCCUUUAGGCCGCAAGGCGUUCAAGGAUUUACAGCGCCAGUGGCUUCAGCGUCCGGAGGAUCCGCGGAUGUCGCUGGUGUUGGCAUGCUGCACGCUGGCAACGGGCGUGGUGACCCGUGGGUCGGCGGGGCAGCAUGAGGUGAUCGCAUUGAUGACGGGUCGCUGGAUGAAGCACGGCGGCUGUGGCGUAUUAACGCUCACUCGAGACAUGGCGGCUCAGGCGAUCGACGCCUGCCUGCGGGCCGGCAUGAUCCAGCUCGCCCCCCGACCCGGGCCGCACUUCGCGCCCAGGUACUCCGUAGACCCAGCCGCGGCUGCUGCGACCAGGAGCCCGCAGGAAUCCUUCCCUAGAGCCCUAACGGCGCAAGUGGAAGCGCUGCUGUCAGGCCGCAGCCACCCCGACAACUACGGCAGCGGCAGCAGCAGCGACCGGCAUGGUGGUACCGCGACUCCGCAACUGCCGAGGGGGCUCUUACACCUCGCCCAGCAAUGUGUCGCAGCUCUACAGCAUCCCGAUUCCGGCGCCAGCCCAGAUGAGGUCCUGGCCAUGCUGAAGGACCUGGGCCCCCCGCCCCUGCGAGCAGCCAUGCUGUGCCGGCCACCCAACUCUGCAUGCGUCCAGCUAGCAAAGGACGGCGUGCUGCAGGUGUGGAGGUGCCCGCAAGCGGCUGCAAGGUACAAGCUGGCGCGCUUGCCUGGUUUGGAUCUGGCAGGGCAGGCCUUUCGCUCCCUGGCAGCCAUGGAGCCCUAUGACGAGGCGCGGUUUGGUCCUGCCACGGCGGAGGGCGUGGCCGCUUUCUGGACGGUCGAUAGCAGCAACAACAACGGCGGUGGUGGCGGUGGCGGCGGUGGUGGUCCCGUACCCAGGGCGGACCUUAGCACUCCCGCCUUCGAGGUUGACGGCGGCGAGGCUGCCGCUGUCCUAGGACACAAGAGAGCGCGCCCAGAGGAGGACCCCGCACAGCUGUUAGAUCCGCAACCUGACUCCUCAUUGCCCGGUGCCGCACCCCUGUACGGCCGUCCCUGGACCCUUCCCAUGGCGCCCCAUGCAAUGCCGCAUGCUGCUGGCGCCGCCGGCAGCUCCCGACAAUAC